Closterium sp. Yama58-4 is the source of this 3339-nucleotide messenger RNA. The record is from the annotation of a GenBank genome assembly. Lineage: Eukaryota; Viridiplantae; Streptophyta; Zygnematophyceae; Desmidiales; Closteriaceae.
AUGUCACAUGAGCGUUGGCGAUUUGACCAAUGCCCAAUCUCUGCAUCUGACCUGGACAGGGCAAUAUUCUCUUCUGCCCACAAAACAUUCUAUCCAACCAUGGCAUCCGCAUCCGCGUCCCUCCUUCAAAAGGCAUUCCUCACCGGAUCUCCUCUGAAACUCUCCGCAACUUCCGGCACCGCUCUCGCAGCCACCAAUGUCUCCCUCGCAGCGCCAUUCCGGAAGACCCCAGCCGUCCGGGCCAUGUCCGGAAGCCACGUCGGCGAGAUCGCGAGCGUCAAGGCCCGUCAGAUCAUCGACAGCCGCGGAAAUCCGACGGUGGAGGUUGAUCUGACGACCUCCAAGUCCAGCACCGUGUUCCGCGCCGCCGUCCCCAGCGGCGCGUCGACGGGGAUCUACGAGGCGCUGGAGCUUCGCGACGGGGAUAAGAGCAAGUUCGGCGGGAAGGGCGUGCUCAAGGCCGUUGCCAACAUCAACAACAUCAUUGCUCCUUCGCUGAUCGGCCUCGACCCGAGGGACCAGCGCGCCAUCGACGCGCUCAUGCUUGAGCUCGACGGCACGCCCAACAAGUCGUCGCUCGGCGCCAACGCCAUUCUCGGCGUCUCCCUCGCCGUGGCCCACGCCGGCGCUGCCGGUAGCGCGGUCCCGCUCUACAGGCAUCUCGCGUCCCUAGCAGGAGUGGAGAAGCUGAUCAUGCCCGUGCCCGCCAUGAACGUCAUCAACGGCGGCAGCCACGCGGGCAACAAGCUGGCCAUGCAGGAGUUCAUGAUCCUUCCCACCGGCGCUUCUUCCUUUUCCGAGGCGAUCCAGAUGGGGUGCGAAGUGUACCAAGUCCUAAAGGGCAUCAUCAAGAAGCGGUACGGGCAGGACGCAUGCAACGUGGGUGACGAGGGCGGCUUCGCGCCCAACAUUCAGGACAACAAGGAGGGGCUCGUGCUGCUGGUUGACGCCAUCGAUAAGGCGGGAUACACCGGCAAGGUGAAACUGGGAAUGGACGUGGCCGCGUCUGAGUUUUACACUGCUGAUCACAAGUACGAUUUGAACUUCAAGCAGAAGCCCAAUGACGGCAAGGAUGUCAUUACCGGGCAGGCGCUGGCAGAGCUGUACGAGAGCUUCGUUAAGGAGUUCCCCAUCGUCUCGAUAGAAGACCCGUUCGAGCAGGAUGACUGGGUGAACUGGGCGGCGCUUAAAGCCCUGCUGGACGUGCAGAUUGUGGGGGACGAUCUGACGGUCACGAACCCCAAGAGGAUCGCUGAUGCCGUUCAGAACAACGCAUGCAACGCUCUCCUGCUCAAGGUGAAUCAGAUCGGAAGUGUGACGGAGAGCAUCACAGCAGCGCAGGACGCCAAGGCAGCGGGGUGGGGGGUGAUGGUAUCCCACCGCAGUGGCGAGACAGAGGACACCUUCAUUGCCGACCUCUCUGUUGGCCUUGCUGCAGGACAGAUCAAGACGGGGGCUCCCUGCCGUAGCGAACGCCUGUCCAAGUACAACCAGUUGCUCCGCAUAGAGGAGGAGCUCGGGUCCGAUGCGAUCUAUGCUGGCGAGAAACAGCUCGCCUCUCGACCAAUCCGAGAGAAGCUACUAGAUUCCGAACUACCCCUUUGGGAAGACGAGUGGAGUUUACGACCACUCGUGUCGGAAAUCGUGGAGACCACCGACUUGUCGAAUCUCAAGAUAUUCCCCUCGAAUAUCUCAGGAACAUACAAAGGCACAUGGGAAGUCGCGCGAAACUCCUCGUCUUCGCGAUUUCCCGACCUACAGAAGAAUUCAGGAAAUAUCAUUUUCCAAUUAAAGACCAGCAGCACGGCUCGUCCCGAGGUUCACUACGUCCAUGGUGAGGUGGUGCUACGGGACGGCAUGUACAUUAGCGACGGAGACGUGCAUAUGAAGCUCGAAGGGGUCUACCUGCGCCCCUUCGGCCACCUUAGAAUGGUUCUCAGCAGCUCGACGGGUGCUGACUCCACAGAAGUGGACGAAGAGAGCACCGCCAACGGCUACCAGCUGGAGCUGCACGACUCCAGUAAACGAGGCCAGGGAUCACCAGAUCACACAGCGGUGGUGGAGAUGGCUCGAAACUGCAAGAUUAGGAUGAUCACGCACGUCUCACCUGCCGUGUGGGAGUGGCGAAACGGCGUGCAGGAGCACGUGCCGAGUCAGAUGCAGGGCUUUGUAGAGAGCCUCUUGGCGGAAAGCAAGGGGGGGCGAGGGGGAAUGGGAGGAAUGGGCGGAAUGGGGGUGGGGGAAUCGUGGGAGGCGGAUGCUGCUCUAGUGGCAUCAGAGGAUCCGGUGGGGGGGAGGGUGGUGGGGGGAGCGGGGGAGGAGGGGGAGGGGGAUGAGGGUGGCGCGCCAUGCUUUGCGACUCUGCGGAUCAACGCCACUGCGGUUGACCUGGAGGCGUAUUACAAUAAGGCCGUCAACUAUACCCUCAUGGUCACAUUCAUCUCCUUCCUGCAAGUGCUAUUCAUCAUUCGCCAGAUGGAGCACAGCAACACUCAAUCAGGAGCAGCCAAGGUGUCAAUGCUGAUGGUGGGGCAGCAGGCCAUCAUGGAUGCGUACCUCUGCCUGCUGCACCUCACAGCCGGCAUUGUAGUGGGAGCGGAGUCCCUUUUCAAUGCCUUUGCAACAGCAGCGUUCUUCAAGUUUGUCAUCUUCUCGAUAUUCGAGAUGCGCUAUCUGCUCGCCAUCUGGAAGGCGCGCCGCCCCGCGCAGUCCUCGGAGAGCUGGGACCUCAUGAGGCGAGAGCUCUCCAUCCUCUACUCGCGCUUCUACGGCUUCCUCCUGGGGGGGAUUCUCCUCAUCUACCGCUUCAGCACGGCGCUGCGCUACCUGCUGCUGCUCUUCUACUCCUUCUGGAUCCCCCAGAUAGUCACAUCCGUUAUAAGGGACUCGCGCAAGCCCCUCCACGUGCACUACAUCCUCGGCAUGUCCGCCACGCGCCUCGCUAUCCCGCUCUACAUCUUCGGCUGCCCGAAAAACUUCAUGCGCGUGGAGCCGAGCCCUGCGUGGUGUGCGGCGCUGAUCGCGUUCAUGGGGGCGCAGGUGGCGGCGCUGCUGCUGCAGCACUACCUGGGGCCGCGGUGGUUCAUUCCCAAGCAGUUCCUCCCGGAGAAGUAUUCCUACUUCCGCCGCGUGUCGUGCCUCAUGCGGCAGAGCAGCGACGCGGACGACAGCGGCCCGGCAGACUGUGUCAUCUGCAUGACGCCCGUGCCCAUCACCUCGCACUCCAUGGACCGCAUGGUGACCCCCUGCGACCACAUGUUCCACACAGCAUGCCUGCAGCGCUGGAUGGACAUCAAAAUGGAAUGCCCCACCUGCCGCCGCUGCCUGCCGCCCGUCUGA